AUGUCGCAAAGUACCUCGGACGGGAAGCGCAAACGCGUCGAGAUCGAUCUCACCAACAGCGGUGAGGAACCGGACGGUGAUCUAGACGCACCGGCCACCAAAAGAACUCCGGCUGUAAAGAAUGCUCACAGGAAUGCAGCAAACCGCAGCACGUUACCGACACCCCCGGCGAGUAGUGCUCGCAGCAAUGGCUACGAGAGCGUGUAUGCUGCACCGGGAAGCUCGGACCCUCAGGCGUCACAACAUUUCACCCAGACUGAUCGUGACGCUUGGUUAGCUGAUGAGGACUUCAACUCGAUUGUAGCUUCUUCCCAGAACGAAGCCGAGUUCAAUGAUCAACUCUAUCUAUAUGGCCAGCUACCUACGAAGGUUGUGGGUGUGCGAUAUUACAGAGGCUACGCAAAUCCAGGAGAGCAAAUUCUCGUAAGACGUGAACCUGGUAACGAGUAUGAUUCCAAUGCCAUCCGGAUCGACAAUGCAUCUCGCCAGCAGAUUGGCCACAUCCCGCGUACUAUGGCGGUGAAGCUGGUAAAGUACAUUGACAACGGUUGGUUGGCCGUCGAAGGCAAGCUCAACGGAGAGAUUGGUCAAUUCGACUGUCCGCUUUCGGUGUAUCUUUACGGAGUCAAUCCGGACAGCGAUGAAGGCCGACAGCUGCGAGAUCGUAUGGUCGCGGACAAGUUACCUAUCAGAGCUUUGCAAGAAGCUGAAGCUCGCCGCAAGCAGCAGGAGAAGGAGAAAUUGGCAGCUGCCAGACGCGCUGCAGCCGCUUCCAAGAACUCAAAGUUCACGAAUCAAGCGAUUCCUGGUGGCAGCAGCCAGGUCGACAUGUCCGAUAUCAUGGAAGCAUCGCAGCGAAUCAAUCCUCGAGACAUUGCCAAUUCUGCCGAGCAGCUGGGGACUUCUGAGGAAGAUCUCAGCGCCAUGCCAAUGGCCGAGAAGCCCGAUAGUAUUCAGACAGAGAUGCUCCCAUAUCAACGCCAGGCAUUACAAUGGCUCCUGGAUCAGGAGUGUCCAAAAUCGCCUGGAGCUUCACCGAGAGACGCGGUUCAGCUCUGGACCUUCUCUAAUGGCAAGUACACCAACCUCGCUACCAAUCACUCAACUCAGAAUCAACCGAUUCUGGCGUCGGGUGGUAUCCUCGCCGACGACAUGGGCUUAGGCAAGACAUUGGAAAUGAUCUCCCUAAUCGCAGCAGAUGUCGAGAAGUUUGGCCGUGGCACCACGCUUGUCGUGGCUCCUCUCUCCAUGAUGUCCAAUUGGAGUGGACAGAUCGCUACCCAUGUGAAAACGAAAGAUGAAACGAGUGUGUACACAUAUCAUGGCGCAGGACGCACGAAGAUGAAGUCACAAGACUUUGCGCAGUACGAUGUCGUAUUGACAACAUAUCACACCUUGGCAAGCGACUAUAUGCCCGGUGGAAGUGACAGGUACAACAAGCUUUUCUAUCGAUCGGAGACACGCACGACACACCAUUCGAAAGCGCCUAUUAAGGCUAUCACCUAA
Molecule: messenger RNA, 1506 nt
Organism: Fulvia fulva
Lineage: Eukaryota; Fungi; Ascomycota; Dothideomycetes; Mycosphaerellales; Mycosphaerellaceae
Product: Putative matrix-associated actin-dependent regulator of chromatin
Exons: 1
Coding region: 1-1506 (501 amino acids)
Molecular function (GO): hydrolase activity, acting on acid anhydrides, in phosphorus-containing anhydrides; zinc ion binding; nucleic acid binding
Source: RefSeq, a predicted model, not a curated record